Messenger RNA from Rangifer tarandus platyrhynchus (Svalbard reindeer), 471 nucleotides. Lineage: Eukaryota; Metazoa; Chordata; Mammalia; Artiodactyla; Cervidae. The record is from the annotation of a GenBank genome assembly.
AUGCUUGACAAGCGUGGACAAGUAGUGAUGAGCAGGCGGACCGUGGGAGAUGGGAGGAUGCGGCGUCUGCUUCGGACCGGGGGCCUCUUUUCUUCUUCAGCAGGCGGGUGUCCCGCUGAUGGCUUGGGAUCCGGAGUGCCGGCUGCAGGGUCGGGACGUGAGGCUCUGUGCGGCGGACUGAACCACCUGUUCCCUUCGGACGGGAGUGAGGGAAGGUCGGCCGAGGACAGCGUACUAAUUCCCCUGGCACCUCCGUGUUUUGCUGUGCUUCGGGGCGACGCGCGGGCCUCUCAUGUGACGCCCGCGACGGCGGCCGGCGCGCGGGGAGCUCCAGCGCCCAGAAGUAGCCCCGUGUGUGUGCUGGUCUGCUGGGUUUUUUUUUCCCCCUCAGAUGUUUACUCGGGUUUGUUUAUUCUUCAAGGCGCCAGGGGUGCCUUACGGGCCAACUAUUUCCCCUCACGACAUAGGUAG